This is a messenger RNA of Rotaria sp. Silwood2, 372 nucleotides long. Lineage: Eukaryota; Metazoa; Rotifera; Eurotatoria; Philodinida; Philodinidae. The record is from the annotation of a GenBank genome assembly.
AUGCACGCAUGGCUUUGUACUUGUAUGACAACAGAGAUUAUUCAACAUGAAUUACUUCAUAUCUUAGAUUUUAACCAUGAACAAUCACGACCUGAUCGUGAUUCAUAUAUUUCAAUUCAGUGGCCUAAUAUUCAAUCAGAUUUAAAAAAUAAUUCUGUACUUAGUACUCUACAAACUUCAUAUGGUCAUGAAUCCGUAAUGCUUUAUGAUCCAUAUUCCUUUAAUAAGAAUGGUUUGCAGACGAUAAUUUCAACACAGAAUUCAUCUGCAUUAAUUGGACAACGAAUUAAGAUGAGUCCUAUUCAUAUUCUUGAAUUAAAACGAUGUUAUGAUUGUUUACCAAAGUCAAGUUCAACAAAUUUACAACAUUAA